This is a messenger RNA of Cantharellus anzutake, 393 nucleotides long. RefSeq lists its product as uncharacterized. The transcript has a single exon. Lineage: Eukaryota; Fungi; Basidiomycota; Agaricomycetes; Cantharellales; Hydnaceae. The annotation marks the transcript as partial. The record is from RefSeq and is a predicted model, not a curated record.
GUUCAAGAUGCAAAGCAUGCAGCAAAGACAGCCCAUAAUCAGUUGAUGACUGGGGCUCAUUGUGUCACACUUGGACCAGAUCCUAUGAACUAUGAGUGGUUACUUGAGCUAACAUCACAGGAUGCUCCACUACUCCACCAUGAUGUUCAAAACUUAGAUUGUCAAGAUGACAACACUGCAGCACAACUCUAUGCUGCCAAGAUGCUCAAGUACAUAGGCAAACACAUGAAAUCAGCAUCGCUUAGUAGCUAUUUAUUCAUUACUGGCAAGCUGAUUGAUGCCUGGCAAAACCAGUUGCUCACUCAUGCUAAUUGCUUACUACUUGCCUUAUGGUGCUGCUACUUCCUAGGCUAUUGGUGGCAACAUAUACUGUUGGAAACCACCUUGGCCUAG